This is a messenger RNA of Didymosphaeria variabile, 1728 nucleotides long. It is a transcript of the gene GDA1, whose product is annotated as Guanosine-diphosphatase. Gene Ontology annotation, molecular function: UDP phosphatase activity; GDP phosphatase activity. The transcript is spliced from 3 exons. Lineage: Eukaryota; Fungi; Ascomycota; Dothideomycetes; Pleosporales; Didymosphaeriaceae. Gene Ontology annotation, biological process: nucleoside diphosphate catabolic process; protein N-linked glycosylation. Gene Ontology annotation, cellular component: membrane; Golgi apparatus. The record is from RefSeq and is a predicted model, not a curated record. The coding region runs from base 1 to 1728 and encodes 575 amino acids.
AUGUCCAGCGGCGUUGACGUACGACGGUCCCGUCCUGGCAUCUGGUCCUACUUCUCCUUCUCGGGCCCCCGCCGCCGUAUCUCCGUGUCGCUCCCUCGCAGCGAACCUAUUACCGCCAACGACGACCCCUUCGAGAAGCCUGACAGGCACUCGCGACACCGCUCCACCUCUAUGAACGACUACAAGACGGCCGCGACCAUGAACGGCGGGCAGCGGGCGCGGUACCUCAAGACAGGUGGCUUCAUCGCCUUUAUCAUACUGGUACUAUACUUCAUUGCGCCGAGGGAUGGCCUGGCGAGAGCGGGCGAAUCGAUCUCGAAAGGACAGGGCCAAACAGCUGCGCCCGGCGCAGGGCCGGUAACAUGCACAAAGUCCUAUUCCAAGGACAAGCCGCUCAUCCAGUAUGCCCUCAUGAUCGACGCAGGCAGCACUGGCUCUCGGAUCCACGCCUACAAAUUCAAUAAUUGCGGUCCUACGCCGGAACUCGAGCAGGAGUUCUUCAAGAUGACUGAGAAGAAGGAGGGGGGUUCUGGACUCUCGUCAUACGAUGCCGACGCAGAGGGCGCCGCCGCAAGUUUAGAUGUUUUGAUGGACUACGCACUCGAAAGCGUACCUGAGAACUACCGCUCCUGCUCGCCCAUCGCCGUCAAGGCCACUGCUGGUCUUCGCAAGCUCGGUGAGGAAAAGAGCAACAACACCUUGAAGGCUGUGCGUAAGCGUCUGGAGACCAAAUACCCCUUCCCGGUCAUUUCGGAGGAGAAGGGCGGUGUAGAGGUAAUGCCCGGUGAGCAGGAAGGUGUCUACGCCUGGAUCACCACCAACUACCUCCUCGGCAAGAUUGGCGGCCCAGACAAGACACCCACAGCUGCCAUUCUCGAUCUUGGCGGCGGUUCCACCCAGAUCGUCUUCGAGCCGACCUUCCCCAAGUCCGCGAGCGGCGGUCUCCCCGAAAAGCUCGCCGACGGCGACCACAAAUACGAGCUCAGCUUCGGCGGUCGCGACUUCACCCUCUACCAACACUCCUACCUUGGCUACGGCCUCAUGGAAGCCCGCAAUAACCUCCACAGCGCCAUCAUCGACUCCGUCUACCAAGACACCAAAGAGAGCGGCGACCGCGAAUGGCUCAAGAAGCCCAUCAUCAACCCAUGCAUCGCUCCAGGCAUGAGUCGCAAAGUCGAGGUCACCCUGCCGAAAGACCACGCCCUCGGCGCCACCGUCACAGUCAACAUGACCGGCCCCGCUACCGGCGCCCCGGCCCAGUGCCGCGGCUUUGCAGAGAAAACACUGGAAAAGGAUGCGGAGUGCAAACUCGCGCCCUGUGCAUUCCGCGGCGUGCACCAACCCUCCAUCGAGAAGACCUUCGCCCGCGAAGACGUCUUCCUCUUCAGCUACUUCUACGACCGCACGAAGCCGCUCGGCAUGCCGGACUCUUUCUCGCUUGCGGAACUUAGGGACCUGACGCACCGCGUGUGCCACGGCGAGCAGAUGUGGGAUGCAUUCAAGAGCGUGGAGGGCGCGAUGAAGGACCUGAGGGACCGCCCGGAGUGGUGUUUGGAUCUGAACUUCCAGCUGGCGCUCUUGCACACUGGGUAUGAGAUGCCGAUUGACAGGGAAGUCAAGAUCGCAAAGAAGAUUAAAGGAAAUGAGUUGGGGUGGUGUUUGGGUGCUAGUCUUCCUCUUCUCGAGAAGGAGUCGGGAUGGCAGUGCAGGAUCAAGCAGGUCCAGUAA